This is a messenger RNA of Microthlaspi erraticum, 372 nucleotides long. Lineage: Eukaryota; Viridiplantae; Streptophyta; Magnoliopsida; Brassicales; Brassicaceae. The record is from the annotation of a GenBank genome assembly.
AUGGGACGUGAGGAGCAUGGAAGGACUUGGUGCAUGGACGCAGCUCAACUGGAUACGCAAAGGAAGAAGGAGGAAGCCAUCUUGAAGACCAGCUCGACCAUCUACUCGACCAACCGGUCGAGUUCCUCAACUCGACCGGCCAAGCUUCAACUCGAUCGAGCUGAGAAGUCAAAGUCAAACCCGAAAAAUGUUGCUUCCCCCUUGACUUCCUUUGACCCUAAACCUAAUCCUCUUGCGAUUCUCCACAUGGAAGUGAUGGAAAUCGCUUGGAAAAGGUCCACUAAGAGCUCCAAUAACUCUUGCUCUAGAAAUGGAGUUCUAGGGGUUGGAUGGAUUAGUUUGAGCAAUGAUCCUAUGGCCUCCAAGGCUUGA